Molecule: messenger RNA, 30001 nt
Organism: Spirometra erinaceieuropaei
Lineage: Eukaryota; Metazoa; Platyhelminthes; Cestoda; Diphyllobothriidea; Diphyllobothriidae
Source: the annotation of a GenBank genome assembly
AUGCCCUUCGGGAAGAGCAUUCUAGACGAGCCGGUCGAUAAUUCGAAUAUGCAGAUCGAUCAGGCGCGAGAGGAAAAGCCAAUGGAGAGGCGCCACGAUGAAGAUGACAGCGCAGCAGAGAAAAUGCACGUGGCCUCCCGUGAUUGGCUGGCUCUUGUUUUUGGGAGUGUGGGCACUUCCAAUACCCCUGCUACCAUUGCACUGAAUCCUCACACACCGAAAAACGUUAACAUCACCACGGCUAAAAGUAGCGACGUGGAUUCGGUUCAUUCCCGUCGUCAAUGCUAUCGUACCUUCGGCUCAAAUAUCAGCCUGGUCGUUCAUUUGCGAACCCAUCGCAUGAACACUGGCGAAUCAGUGUAGGUAUGUAUGUAGUGGAAGGAUUAGAGGCAGAGCCCUUGAUUACCCUGUUUAUGCUUAAUGAUUUCGCAUAUUCGCACUCAAAAUAAGCUUGCUAAUAUCUAGAAUACGGUCGGUUCACAACACAUUAAUAAUCAGUCAGUCAGUCAGUGCAUUUGAGGGAACUAGGCUCACGCCUUUGAACUCCCUAUUUGUGCAUAAAAAAUCGAUAAAUAGGCAAAAAUGUGAAAAAUUUACAGCAUUAAGUGAAUGCAGACAUUGAUUCACAUAUGUCACUGGUCUCAUGACUAAAAAGUUAUAUGGUACGCUUGUUACUGCAGCACAUAUCUGUCAGGCCGACACUUAAAUGUCUCCACAGAUUGAGACAUGACAGUCUUCUCGGGCGGGUUAUUCCAUGGUUCCCCGACAAGGUUGGAGAAGAAACAUUUGCUCACAUUUAAUCUACCCUAGGGCACACGUAGCUUGAAGGGAUGUCCCCGGAGGUUAGUUGUAGUGACGAGUUGGAAAUAGUCAGCGCACCGAAGGGCGCAGUCUAAGCCACGCACUAUACGGAAGGUUUUUAUCAGGUCUCCGUGCAGCUGCCUAUAACUCAGAGGAUAGAGAUUAAGGCUAGUUAAGCGGAUCUCGUAUGGCAGUGCACUUUGACCUCUUAUUAGUUUUGUUGCUCGUCUCUGCACCCUUUCGAGCAUAUUGUAAUCCUGAUGCGUCCACAGUCUCCAGGCCUGAAUUGCAUAUGCAAGAUGCGGCCUUACAACCAUCCCGAGGACUUUGGAGAAGCAGUCUUUAUCGAAUACUGCGAUUGCCCGCUUAAUGUCUUAUAGCAUUGAAGUUUCGGCCUUGGCAGCCUUACAGCAUUGUGUAGAAGGCUGUCGGCUGUCUGCAACCCAAACUCUGAGAUCCUUUUGCGUUUCUGCUUUUUGAAGUGGCAUUCCGUUCAAGUGAUAUUGCCGCGUACAAGGGGUCUGAUUUCCGAGGCGCAGUAUGGCAUAUUGGUUCAAAUUGAAGGACAACAGCCAUCUGCGGAACAACUCGUCCAAUCGACAAAGAUUUUCUUGGAAGUUGGUCUCAUCGGCAGCAUUCUGGAUAACUUUUCAGAUUUUUAUGUCAUCCGCAAACAUGGCACUAUCACAGUCCAACCCACCUACACAAUCAUUGAUGAACAGGAGAAAGAGGGUUGGUCCGAGCUUCGAGCCUUGUGGGACUCCACUCUCUAUGAAUGUGGUGUACCCCAGGGCUCCGUCUUAGGGCCGUUGUUAUUCCUGGUUUACAUUAACGACUGCGUCGACGACCUGGGAUGCAGCGCCAUCAUGUUUGCUGACGAUGUUAAGCUGUGGAGACCCAUCAGAUCUGAUGCAGACAGGUACGCGCUUCAAGACAGUCUCAACCGCCUAAGCAGUUGGUCAGCUCGCUGGCUCCUCAAUUUUAAUGUGGACAAAUGUGUAGUCCUGAGACUCCGCGCCAGACAGACCAGUAAGGAGGACGAUUCCUUUCAAUAUGUCCUUGGUGGUCAGUCCCUUUCAAAUGUUGUGGAACAGAAAGACCUGGGAGUCCUAAUGACCUCCUCGUUGAAACCAUCUUCACAGUGUCAAAGGGCAGCCAAAAGUGCGAUAAGGGUGUUAUUUGCGCUGAGGCGAGGAUUUGUGCAGAUCGACAAGGAGCUGUUCGGAAAAACCUAUGGGGCAUUCGUCCGGUCUCAUUUAGAGUAUGCAGUCCAGGCCUGGCGACCGUGGUUAAAGAAAGAUUAUCAACGACUGGAAAGAGUACAGGCGAUGGCUACGAAGAUGGUCAAGAAUCUUCAUCAUUUGCCUUACGAAACCAGGCUGACUGAACUAAAUCUGUUUCCUCUAAAUUACAGGCAACUGCGCGGCGAUCUCAUUCAAACCUACAGGAUUGUCAGUAGCCGAGAGUGUGCCCUAGAUUUUGAUGAAUUCUUUGAAUUGGCCCGGACUGACCGUCUGCGUGGUCAUCCGUUCAAACUGCAAAGGAAGCGGGCUCAUUCGGACGUCCGACGGAACGCCUUCUCACACAGGGUCAUCGGGGCAUGGAAUGGACUCCUUGAUGCCGUCGUUCUUUCCGAAAGUGUUAAAUCCUUUAAGUGCAGACUAGACGCUCACUUGUUGAGAACCUACUGUACAUAUAAUAAUGAUUGUUUUAGCGGCGGCAGUUUGCGCCUAGCUCACACUUACCGCUAAUUUUUUAACUUUUCGCAUUUGCUGAUGUAAUUGAUGACUUUAUUUCUGUUUAUCGAUAUGAAUAGGGAGCUCAAGGGCGAAAGCCUCAUUCCCUUAAUAAACUGACUUAAACUGACUUUGAUUGUGGUUUUUCUAUUCAGACCAUUUGGGAGUGGCCGACGAGGAAAUUCUCGAUCCAUUUGAGAAGUUUGCCACGGAUGCCCAUUAUUCUCAAUUUGUGCAGGAGACGCUGGUGCAGAACGCUGUCGAAAGCCUUCCGGAAAUCAAUAUAGGCCAGAUGCACAGUGUAUUUUGCGUCCAGAGCUCUUAACUAACUUUACAUUGUAUAUAGCAAGUUCGUUACACAUGAUCUACCCCUACGGAAACCAUAUUUUGCAUUGGACAAGAGGUUGUUGGUUUGCAAAUAUGCCAUCAAUUCCUUUUUACGGUUUUCUCCAUCACUUUGCAGCAGAUUGAUGUCUGACCGACAAGUCUGUAGUUCGUCGAUAGAGCAAGACUACCGCUUUUGUAAAGGGAUGUAAUGUUGGCAGUCUUCCAGUCUGUGGGAAGGAUUCCAGCAUCAAACGUUUUCUGACGCAGAAAGGAUAGUGGUUUGGCCAGCUGUGGGGCAAGCUCAAAGAGCAGCUUUGCUGAGAUCUCGCCCGAACCGGGGAAUUUACAUUCCUUCAAGCUUUCUAGUUCUUUCAAAAUCGCUUCUUCUGAAUUUCAAUAUUUCCGAUAGUGGGAUCUCCCAUGUUCUCAGAACUAGAUGGAAGAAAGUGUGUUUCUCUUGUGAAAACGGAUUGGAAAAAUUGAGAAAAAUGCUCAGCUUUAUCUGUACUGUCCGAUAUCUCCAAACCGUUAUCAUUCCUUAUGACAGGAAAGGGAUUCCUGUUAAGGGUGCUCUUCCACAGAUAGCUAUAGAGAAAUUUUGCAUUAUAAACGGCUUGGUGGAGCAAAUUACUCUCUAAAUCCCGUCGCCUCUUGAAAAUCAGGAUUUUAACAUAAUUUCUUUGAACUUUAUAUUCUGUAAACGCCGCAGUGUUGUUGUUUUCGCGAAAUUUCUUUCGCAACGUUCCUUUUUUCUUGAUCUAAUUUUUGAGUCCACGUGUUAGCCACUGAGGGCGGUUGGAUGUCCUAGGCUCUGAUAAUGGAUAACGGCUCUUCAUUAGAUGCAGCAAACGAUUCUUGAAUAAAUUCCAGUCCUCGUUAACGUUUCCGGAGAAGAGAACAUCCCAUUCUAUUUGUGAUGCCUCAGUUCUCAUUUGGCAAAAGUCCCCUUUACAUAUAUUUGACCUCGUAUCGUCUUUUGCAUACGGUUCAGAAUACAGCUUGUACUCCCAUAAAAGUACUGCAUGAUCAAUUCUACCGAGCGCACCUGUUCACUUCGAAUCCGUGUGGAAAGAUUGUGGGUGACAAAUUAUUAUACAGAGCUGGCUGUGAUUAGUCAUGUAUUAAAAGCUGGUUUCUGUCGAAAAUUAGGCGAGCGAGCUUUUUUAAACUUGUGAGUUGUGGCGGCCGUCACCAUCUCACUCGGUAGCGAGGUUCAUGGCCGGAAAAUCCGCUGACUGAAUGAAAAUGUCUUAUGGUGCAGCAGUGCGCGUUCACUCUUGCAAGGACAUGCACCGACUUACAAGGGGCAAUAAAGGAUAUAUUUGCUGUAGAGAAACAUACAAUUUGUUGGCAAGCCCGCAAUUUUCGUAAUGUAGGCAUGUAUUUGAAUUGUUAGAGACAGAGUAAUUGAUGACCCUUUAUAGGCGGAGUGAUUUCGCAGCUCUCACUUAAAAUAAAGACGUAAACACUUAAAAUGUGAUCGGCUCCCAAUGCAUUAAUAAUAAGGAAGCGCAUCUGUCCACUGCGGGUCAGUACGAAGAGACUGUGUACGACAAAGUGUUUUACAAAGCUGGCUGUGAAUAGGCAUGCAGCAAAAGUCGGUCUUGGUCGAAAAUUAAUCAUGCGACUUUUUUUAAACAUACAAAUUGUGUCGGCCGUCACCGUCUCAAUCGGUAACGAGUCCCUUGGUUGGACAACACGGUGGCCAAAAGAAAACCUUCUACAGUCUAUCCGCAUGCAUUCCUCCUUGACUUUUUGGAGAUGACCGCGUAAUUGAUUUGUACGGUCAAACUCAAAGAAGUCCCCCAGUCUCAGUAGGCAAGCGUUGCCCCGGACAAUCCGGAAUUUCCAGAAUAGACUGCAGUUUAUUUGCCUAUAGGAUAAAGGGAAUAAGCUAAGCACAUUCCGCCUCCCUUGGUACGCCAAGUGCUUUAGACCGUCAACCGUCUUCGUUCUUCUGCGUUGCAGCUAUUCAAGUAAGUAAAUAUUCCUCCUCAUCCUUGGUGAAGAUACUGGUAUCCCAUAUUCCAGGUGGGGUCUUGCAAAGACGUCAUAAUGUCUUCCAAGGGGUUCGGGAGGGAAUAUUUUAAGUGUGCAUCUGUAAAGUACUUAUCUCCUCUUAGCCCAUCUUUCUACAGUGUUCUGAUGGCAACAGAUUUGUAGCCGUCCAUAAACUCAGAUUUCUCUGUCUCUUUACAGUUUUUAACGCCGUCCCGUUAGUAAGGUACUGAUGUCUGGGAGAGACAUUUUGGCCGACGUUCAGGAGCAAGACCAUGCAUUUAGACACGUUGAACUUCAAAAGCCGUCUGUUUGAUUAAACACUCAGCUGACCGGUGUUCGAUUGCAACUUCUUUUUGUUAACAAAGCAUUUCACUCCACUCCGUACUUUUGUACCACUCGCGAACAUGGAAGGUGGAGCUGUUACUCCACUUCAUCAAAGGCCAACUUAUCUGGAAAGUGUCCUAAAAUUUUUUUUGGAGAAGAACACGAUAACCCCUCGUGCAAUACAUUUCAGUAGGGUAAUUAUUUCAAACGCCCCAAUGCCGUAGCAAGUACGUCACAUGAAUAACCAUGCCCUCUACCCCCUACAUCGGAUAAAAAUCAGUCUAUCGUCGAUGUGUCACCAGCUGUUGGGAUCACCACAGUGGCACUACAUCGUUCUAGCACGAUUGGGACAGCAAUGAACUUUUCCACAAAUCGCAAGCAGAAUAUUAUAAUAAAGGGUGCCCCAGAUCCAUGUCUUGUAUUCCGAAGGAACGGGUGAUGUACGACGUAGACCUUCUUAAUCAAUACGCCAGAGCCGUCUGGAAAGAUGGGAGAAUCUUUACCGUAAAAUGUUUUCCUGCCAGGCAGAGCGGAUCCAGGUCGUGACCUAAAAACAUCCCCAAGACCGCUAAAAUUUAUUUUAGAAUAAGGAGCCCAGGCAGCGCUUCUUUUAGAAGGUAGAACUGCCUUACGGAAUUCUCACAAGGGAGUGUUUUUUAAGUCAGAAUACGGACAAAGGGAAAGGCUGAAAAUGGGAGAACUGAGAAUAGAAUUGAAGGAAAGAACUUGCGAAGGGGAAGAAAGGGCUGAAUAUCAAAAAAUGGACAAAUAAGCCAGACCAAGGAUCCUUUACUGUCGUCAAAACCUGUCACAAUGAAGGCUGGGCUUCUCCGACGAAACAAUGAUUGAAGGUUAUUUCCACAAAUGUGCAAAACCUCUUCAACAAACUAGACGAACUAAGAGACUGAAGUGACGCUACAGACAUUGGUUCGCCAGUCUCUGUGCGAUGUAUUCUCAAGUGACCGACCAGGUCAAUAUGUACGGCGAAUAUGCGAGAACAGUGUAUACAUGAUAGGGUGACAGGUUCUAGCCGGUUUCGGUGGUGGAGCUGCUGGUGGUGAGCGCGGUUGGCAGUGUUGCGAGGGUUAAGCUACGCAGCAAAACGAUGAGCGCCGAUCGGUAGGCGUCGAUCGGUAAUCGCCCCUCUACCAUUGUAUGUGUGAAUGCAUGUAUUUAUGUAAAAGAUCUGCAAGCGUAUGCUAUGCCAGUAUCUGCAAACCAUGGCAUUCGCAGCCUGGUAUGCGUUGACAGUUUCCUGGCACAUGAUUAUCUGUCAGUAUAUACGCUUACGCUCCCCUUGUGUACACAGGUGGUGGGCAGGACUGCGCAGUCACCCUAAUCGGUCUGGCCCCUUUUGGAAUGUUGCUUUUGCCGACGAAGAACCUUUACAUUUGCUGUAUGGACCAGGCGAUGUGGUGGCAGGCCUAGGUUUGGCUCUGGCCAUGCCAGUCACCUGCGCCUUCCGCCCAUCUCCCCUCUUCUUGUCUCUGUCCUGAUUACCGGGUCCAGGUGGAAAAUAAGGGAGGGGAGAAUUCAGUGGAUGUUAACAAUAAUAAUAAUUUUAUUUAAUGCCAGUUUACAGGCAUUGUCAGGGAAGCUUUAAACACAAAACAGCACUUCUGAAAAAGUAAUUGAACAAGCUUUUAAACUUAUUGGGGCAAUAAGUUCGGAAACUGAGGAAAGAAUUAAGCGCAAGUAUAAUUUCGUACUGCGAAACAUUCCGAGCCACUUAUCUGCUAUGGAGGGAGCGCAUGUGUUCCUACAAAGUUGUGGCUUGAGUUUCAAUGUCGCACAAGCUAAGCGACUUCGCUCGCUUAGCCGUAAUGCGCCGAUACUAGUUACUAUUUUCUCCAUGAUAGAAGUCGAUUUUAUCUUGUCGAGUAGGAAGAUAACUAGAGACUUCUGCUGUAAAUGGCGCUGCUCCGUUUCGCCAGACCUCACACCCCUGCAGCGAAGACUGAAUAAACUAAAAUCGGCAAAAACCAACACCAAGAUAAUGACACCUACUGUGAGUCUGAAUAAGUCCUCUACAACACCAUCUGCGGCAUAUGCACAUCACGGCAUAGUCAAUUCCGUAGGGAAUUCGACUACUUUUAAUGCUGAGCUCUUUAAACACACCAUCACGCCUGGUAUAAACACGCCACUAUCGACUCCCCCAGCAACCCCUAGUAAGCCUAAGCAUGUGUCUAAGUCAAAGGCAAAUCAAAUUGCUGUCUCAGCCACUCGGACACCCAAUAAAUCCAGCACCAUUAUAAAAUCUUUUCCUCCACAAUCGGCUAACAGUGCCUCAAAUACCCCGACUCAAAACGUGGCGGAUUCGCAACUGCCCCCAGCCCUCAUAUCGAGGCAUGUUGGCCGAAUAUGCCGAUUUUUCCGCCGUUUAAUAAAACUGUUGCACCAAUGAAAACAAUGCGUCCCCUACACCCUAACUUGUUUCCUCCACGGCUGUUUAACCAAUUUAUUCCUCAAGAAAAUGUCCAUACUGAAUCAGUUAAUUCAUCCUAUCCUCGGUUUCGUUCCUGCGGGAAUACGUUGCAGUAUCUGGCCCGCGGAUUUCCAGCUGAAAAUAAGUUAGCUAACAAUGUUUACAAGCUUCCCUGCCCGUCAUUUUCUCCCUCAAGUCCGCCCUUUCUUAUCCACGUCAGAAUCUUUUGAUGCAGCAAAAUUAGUUGCAGAACCGGAUGGGUACAACGGAUCAUUUGCUCCGUGGGCAGCCCAGAACUGGACGAUGUAGCCCAAUUCCUUCAGAAACAAACAGUCUUUCCCUUCAAACUUUUUGUUUGAAAUGCCAGAUCCUUGCUUAAUAAGAUGCCUUUGCUUCAGACUCUGGUGUUCGUCCCUUGUCCAGAUAUUGUUUUAGUAACUGAGACGUGGGCAUCAGCCUCCGUAGCUGACUCCGAACUCUCGCUUCUAGGCUAUAAUUGCAUCCGAAAUGAUCACCAAAAUAGCCGUGGUGGGGGCUGCUGCGUCUACGUUAAGCGAAAACUUACAUUUCUGCCGCUGGAGUCCCGAAUUUUUCCGCAACAGAAGGCAGCUGUUGGCUCCAGGUUUCACUAAAAAGAGGUUCUCCUUACUCAUUGGCUGUGUUUCUCGCCCUCUCAACGCCAGUGAAAAUAUUGAUCGUUUACUCCCACAGGCAUUUCAUGCUGCGGCCGACUCAAGCUUUAAGUAUUACUUGGUUGCGGGUGACCUUAGUCUCCCUGAAGUCUACUGGUCUUCGUCUUCCGACCUAGAAGUUUCGAAGACUUUCUCGAGGCUGUGGAUGUUUAGAUGUGGCCUCAGGUUGUCGAUUUUCGCACCCGAGGAUCCAGCAUACUUGACCUAAUUUUCUGUAGAGACUGCAUGCCUUCGUCAGUGUCAUCCCUAGGCCCACUCGGGGGCACAGACCAUGACAAAGGUGUUCAGAUUUAGAACUCCAGGCUGAUAAAACUUUGUCCCCAAAGUAUAGCUGCUUCCGCGAUUUCCGAUCAACUCGCUCAACCGAAUAAUUAAAGCAUCUUAAUUCCUACGACUGGACUGAUUUCUUCCUUAGUUCGGAUGUAAAUGUUUGCACUGAAAAACUGUACGAAAUUUUGGAUCCGCUUAUUUCUCGUUUUGUCCCCCGUAAGAAAAUUAUUAAUGUUGGGGAUGAGGUUUUCCUACCCUUACCCUUUCGUCGCAGGUUGCACAGACUUUCUCGUCAAGUUCAUCUCCAGAACAUUGUUUUUGUGCGGGCUAAGAGAUUGUCUGAAGAAAAACUGCUAGCCGAAGGGGUCCUAUUUACUGAAGACCGUUCGUUAAAUGUCUUUAAGCUUUUGUCACGAAAAGUACGAACUCACUGAAAGACGCAGCAUCCCAUCCUCCGAGACGCUCUCGGAAAUCCGAUAGUUGAUGCCCAGUUAACCGCUGAUAGCUUCAAUGAUUUCCUGUCCAAAACGUUCAUUGAACACUCGACCAUUCCUCUUCCGAUCAUCCAGCCAUUGACCGGGGCAGCUCUCGAAACUAUAACUUUCCCUCUGUGGGAUGUGACUGUUGCGAUUCGGCGUUUUCGGAAAUCUCAUAGCCCAGGACCUGAUAGUGUCCCAGUAAGCAUUUUAAAAGCCAAUGCAAAUACGAUUUUCCCCCUUCCUCUUAUGCAAGAUAUUUUGUCUCGCUUUUAAAAGGGAAAUUUAUCCUACCUUGUGUAAGGAAUCACGCACUUUGCCUGUUCCCAAGCAUGGCUAAUCUACGUCAUUUGAUGACUUUCGGCCUAUAAACACCCUCCCCGCAGUUUCGAAGAUCUUAGAGACAUUGGUCAUAGAUAAGAUGAUGUGUCACUUAGCAGAGAAUAACAUACGGAAUGUUGCUCAGCAUGGAUUCCUCAAAGCUCGCUCUUGUGACACCUGUCAUUUCUCUUUCUUUGACUAUGUUCUCCAAUCUAGGGACAAUGGUUUUGCACUUUACACUGUAUAUUUCGAUUUCACUAAGGCUUUUGAUUGCGUUGACCAUGCCCUUCUUCUCUUAAAACUUUCCUCUUUCAGAAUGAGUGAGAAACUUUUAAAUUGUAUAUCCUCUUACCUGGACGCUCGUACACAACGAGUCAAGAUUUACAAUGCUAUCUCCACCCUCACAUGUGUGUGGAGUGGAGUCAUUCAGGGUAGUGUAAUCGGCCCGCUUUUAUUUUGCCCUUUUUGUUAACGAUGUACCCGAGUUAUUUCAGAAUGGUAAGCCCUUCAUGUAUGCCGGCAGACCGUGACAUCGUGCUUGAGCUCCUUAAGAGCGACCUACAGGCUUUCGCCCAGUGGUGCCACACAUGGAGCCUUUCUCUUUCUUGGCAUAAGUGCUCAGCCAUAGUGGUUGGCGACGACCGCCAUCCUCAACUAAGCAUUGGUGGUCACGCCAUAAAUGCGCCUGGGGUUAUUAAGCAUCUGGGUGUAUCAGACUCCAGGAGCCUCAAUCUUUCGGAGCACUAUGCCUUGAUAGUUUCCAAAACACGUAGAACGAUCGAGUUUAUCCUCCGAAACUUUAAAACUAGGGACAUUGAAAUGCGCCUAUACAACAUGCGCGUAAGACCUGGUCUGGAAUACUGUUCGUUUUUAUUUAGCCUUAUGCGUGGUACUGAGCUUAAGAAAAUAGAACUCGUUCAACACUUUUUUACCAAGAGAGCCUUAACCCUGGAACACCGACAUUUGUCUUACCAGGAACGUUGCCGGCUUACAGGCUUUGAUCCUUUAUGGUUUCGAAGAUUACAAAAGGGGCUAAUUUUGCUAUUUAAGCUUUUAUAUAAUCGCACCUUUAACCCACUCACUACUUUAAGGCAUCAUGUCCACCCCGACGUAAUAAUCACAGUGAGGUCUUUUAUUUCUUCCUUUUGCACCUACUGUUAAAUAUCGUCGGUUUGUUUCUGCAAAUGCAAUUGCUAUUUGCAAUAAACUACCCAGGAAUGUGAAAACUCUGCAAAAUUAUCCUUUAUUUAAGAGAAUUAUUUCUCGAUUUUAGCAUUCAGAAAAGCUCCCACAAAUUGUGGGUUCUGAAUCCCCCGCAAGGACCUAUUGGGACACAUGCACAUUCAUGCAAACCUGCAGUAGACAACCGCCGACUACACCACUCCGUCACACCUCCGCCUUGCCAGCACCUGAACCACAAAUCGAAAUUAUCUAUCGCAAGCACUCAGUUGCCGACCCUCACGCAAGUGGGAAGUAUGCUUCUCGGAUUCGUCUUCAUGCGGCUCCUCUGCUGAAUGUGUGAUCCGAGUCAAAGACUACCAGGCUGCGUCAAGAACAUUGGCCUGGAAGGCUGCCGACUGACACCCCAACUAAGUCCACACAGGCUGCCCAGUUGUGUGUGUGUUUGUGUGAAGAGACGUACCGGUGGCCUGAGAGCCAGGCCAAAAUGCUCCUCCAUAUUGUGACGCACGGCACUCUUGCUCACGUGAGAUGAAUGUCGCCUAACCCUCGUUGUGUGAAGCUAAUGUGCUUGCGUUUGGAAGGUCAGGUCGUGCAUGUGACGCGCGCAUACAAAAUCACUGAAUAUGUCAGCCACCACUUUUAUUCCCCACACCUGUCAACUGACCAGCUCGGACAGUGGUUGGGGCCCGAAAAUGAGAAGGGAGAGUGAGACCAACGAAUCGACGCAUAUUCCUCAUUAUAAGCAAUCUGGCGCGCUUAAAGCUAUCACGACGAGGUAAAAGUCAUGGCCUGGAAAUUGCCAACUGAUGGGAUAACUUGAACCUCGUAGUUGGCCCAUUGUUGUGUGUUUGGGCGAAGAAGCCGACUAGUGGUCUGAGGGCCAGACUGCAAUGGCUCCUUCUUAGUGUGGCUUUUAUGUCACUCCCACUCCGUGUGAUCCGAGCCGGUGUGGCGGCAUACCUAGUAGUGGUUCCGGCCGCGCCAGCCAUCUGCGACCUCUCACAACUCCGGCCUCCAGGGCGGAGGAGAUAGUGUUAGAGAUGCUGAGCAAGUCUACACUCACUGCACACUAACUCACGCACAAAUCAUCGUGCCUGCUUCACCCUGUCGUGGAGCACACGGUGGACAUCUUCGACAACGACAUUUAGACUGUCGCGUGUGUGUGUCCCAAACGGUUCACAGGUAAGACGCGGUGGACUAACCUGAGGAUCAUAUUGGACUCUGACAGGUGUUGUCGGAAUGCGCACCAUAACAAAUGCCAACAUUCCGGAACGCGGUGGCGAGCACACUUGCCGGCAGUGGUUUUGCAGAUUGGUGCAGCUGCCGCCCCACUCAUUGUUGUUAUUGGUUAAAAUCCAGGUCAUUUACCGUGUGGACCAUAGGGUGUGGAGUUGGGCACCAAGGUGCUGGUUCGGCUGUGCCAUCCAUCGACGCCUGCCCCGUCUCCGUUCUUCUUGACUCUGCCUUGACACAUAGAACAAGUGAGGGAGGAUGGAGUGCGGUAGAUGCUGUCAACGUCUACUGUCAGUGAGCGGACCAACACAGAGCUGUUCGAAAAAUUAAUAAUAUUUUUGAAAACCAAAAUCUGGAGUGACAUACUUUCGAAAUCAAAUUGAUCUCGAAAAAUUCGAAAAAAAUUUCGAAUUCCUUGCCAAACGAGUGACGGGUAUAAGCCAAAGCAGAUUUCGCUGAAUAAACGGUACUAUUGAUAGAAUGAGGUAAUAAAAAUACGUACAAACCUCGACAAUGGAUGCCCUAGACAGAGAAUUCCUUUGUUACUGUUUAACAAAAUCAAAUUCCCAGCUCAAGGUCAGAAUAUAAAACUGGUUAAUUAAAAGAACGCCGAUCACGCUCGAAUUGCACGGAUUGGACCUAGAACGUCUGCUGCCCCACAAUGGCCAUCCAAUUCAUGAAAGUAAUGUAUGAUUAAUUCCGUCACGGAAUGAUCGUAUGGGGGGAUUGACGGGUGUUUUAACGAUUCACCAAAAUUUGAGUAAUUAAGGCGACCACCAAAGCACAUUACUCCUUCAAUCAAAACCGGACAUAAAUUUCUCAGGCAAAUAUUUCUAACGCAAUUCCUUUUCUGGGAAUCUGCUGGUGUAGACUGCAGAAUAUCAAAUUCUUCUGAAAAGUGCUUCCUUUGUAUAAGCUUUAUCAAGCUAAUGCUAGCUUGGCGCAUUUCGGAUACUCGGAUUGGACCCAACACCAGCGUCUCUAGAGGUGCCUUGCCUGUGCUCAUUCUGACGUACUGCUAGAAACGCAGGAGCCAGACCACAGCCCUUUGUAGCCUUGUCCAACUUGAAAAACGCAAAAAAAUUCGUCCAAACCAUCACAUUGAUUUAAUACAUGAACUUGGGCUGUUGCACUCUUGAAUUCCAAGCUUUCAGGUUGUCCUACUGGAGGUUGUACAAGCCAUUCGCUUUCAGGUUGAACUAACAAUUUCGGACCGUCCAACCAUCUACGUACCAGCGCAAAGUUGCACGUACCUCGAGAAGCAAUGUCUACUGGGUUGGCGUCCGAACUCACGUAUCUCCUCUGAGAGGUCUCAGACAGAUCAUGAAUAACUGUCCGUCCGUUAGUCACAAAUAUGCAGAACCUGGUUGAUUCAUUGUGUAUAUAAUAAAGUACUAUCAUAGAAUCGGUACAUAAAGUAAUUUUUUGGAAGUACCUAUCGGUGCUUGAGCGGAUGAGAUCAGCCACGCGCACAGCCAGAGUAGCAGCUGCCUACUUUAAACGUGGCAUAGAGACGGUUUUGAGGGAUGCAACACGUGCUUUCGAAUAAACGAGUGAACAAUGUAGAUUUCCUGUGUCGUUUAUAAAGCAAGCAUAUGCUACUGCACUAUAUGCUACUUCCGAGGCAUCGCAAAUUACGUGCAGUUCGACUCGCAUCGGAUCGCUGAUAUCUUUGGGCUUUAGACAUCGGGCUAGCUGAAAAGUCUUCAGGCUCCGUAAAUUAGUGAUCCAUUUUUCCCAGCGAGAGCUCUGGAUGCCAGAUAGUUGUUCAUCCAAAUUUAGUCCGUUUUUGCAUACGGAUUGCCAAGGCGAAACAAAGCCCAGAAGAUCAUAAAGUGAGGACAAACAAGACAAAAUACCCCUACAAGUGGACGGUUUUGCGGGCAUAUUGAAACUUAUUAUCAGAAUAUCGCAAUACGUAUCCCACUACAACUCCAAUGUUCGUUCAGUAGGUAGGGGGUUGACGGCAAUAUUUCGCAUACCAGAAGAACGUUCAGUCGCACUAACGACCGAGAGUAUACGCCGGUCACUAGAAGCCAAGUUCCGCAUACGAAAGCCGCCUUGAGAGAGAAGUUCACAAAUUUCGUCCACAAAACGUUUGACGGAAUCGACAUCACAUAACGAUAAUAGACAAUCAUCAACGUAAAUACUCUGGUGAAUCGCUCUGCAAGUUAAUGAAAAGUAAGAUGAGCCGAAAUCUUCGACAGUUUUUUGUAACGCAAAGGUGACACAAAAGGGCGAAGAAGUCAAUCUGAAUAGGUGGGAUGUCCACUGAAACUCAAUUGGCUCUCCUUCAAGCUCGUCAUUUUCUACCACAAAAAUUUCAGAGCAGGUCGAUUAGUCGAGUCCACUUUCAGUUGCAGGAAAAUUUCCUCUAUAUCCCCUGCCACUGCAAUACGCUCAACUCGGAAACCCUACAACACACUUACUAACUUAGCGUUUACGUCAGGUCCUUGGUAUAAAAUGUCAUUCAGAGACACGCCCUGACACUUGGCAGCACAGUCAAAUACAACACGAAUUUUUUCUGAUUUUCGGGGGUUGACAUCGGGGUGGUGUGGUACGUACCAGUGUCUCGUAACUGAAAACGCUUUGUUGCCGUCAACUCGCUCAAUGUAUCCCCUCUCCGUGUACGGACGGAAGGUUUGCUCAUAUUUCCGAAGUAAUUCGGGAUCUCGACCCAACUUACUCUUGAGAUAGAUUAGUCGUUUACGCGCCAACUGGAAACUGUCCUGUUAAUUCAGCGUACUGAAUUCGUAUUCCGGAGGCAAACAAAACAUGCCCUGUGUUUUUGCAGACAAUUCCACCGAUCUGCAAAACCCAUAGAUAUUAAACGUGGACAAUUUGACACUUCAUGGGCAUUAGAACAUAUGAAACAUGGCCGUUGAUCUGGUUCGACACUCGAAAUGGCAACUUGUUAGGGUUCUCCUGUUUUUGAUGUUGGGCUGUGGCAGUAAAGGGCUGUGGAGAGCGCCUGCCAUCCCCAUCUCGAGAUAUUUGUCCGAAACGACUUCUUGCUCUCCUAGCUCGAGUAUUUACGAAUUCCGUGAGGUCUGCAAAAUCCGGAUCUCUAACAUUCAUAGAUAUUUUGUCAGUAAGUUCAGCCCAUUGAAUCUGCAUAAAAACGGUAAACAGCGCACUAUUCGCUCUAGGACAUUCAGCGAUUGUAGGUCAGACACAUAGUUCAUUGGCGUGAGCGCUAUUUCACAACUUCUCAUUUUUAUGCACAAAUCUAAAAGUGCCAUUGCAGUCUGGUUAAUUUUGCGUGCUUGUCUGAAGACACCGUCCAGAAGAGCAUUAGCCACUACAUGUGGUUGGCCAAAGAAGCUGUUCAGUAAUGCUCAUGCUCUUAAAUAAGCCGAAGGCGAAGGAAGCAUGACGCAUUCUACUAUGGCCGCUCUCGCAUCACCUCUGCAAUAGUGAAUCAAGUACAGCAGCCUCUGUCAAGCAUCUUCAACUUUGCUCUCCACCUACACUUCAAACUGUCGUAUAAACAUCCAAUAAUGAACUGGAUUUCCGUCAAAGCUGGACAACUCAAACUUGGACAGUUCUAAACUGGCAGCUGGCAGGCUUCUAGCACUUGCUUUGGGCAUAUCAACAUUCUCACUUUGGCAAUGAUUACUCUCUUCAGGAGAAAUUUCAUCCAAUAAGCAUUGUUUUAAAUACACCGAGACAUGCGCACGGAAUCUACGGGUUGACGGUCGUCAUCGGAUAUCUCUUCAUCGGUCUCUACCUCUAUUCUUGCAAGCUCUGUCCUUCUCUCGGCAUCAAAAAUAGCCCGUUGGAGUUCGACCUCACGUUCAACUCGCCUCUCUUCUAUUUCGGCUAUUUUUAAGGCUUUAACUGUUUUACUGGAACUACGACUACUAAUAGAAACACGCUUACAAGAGCCGGACCGGACGUUUUACUUUGGUUCUCCUUGUCCUUCGAAGGCACCUGGUUUGUCCAUUCUGAGAGACUGUUCCGUACCGUCCGAUUCAUUCUUCAUGGAACGCGUCUGCAUUUGAUGAAAAUAAUUUCUUCCAGUUUAUGGUAUGAUGUUGAGUACUGUAGAAUUGCUUGCUAAACGAGUGACGCGUAUAAGCCAAAACAGAUUUCGGUGUUUAUACGGUACUACUGAUAGAAUGAGGUGAUAAUAAAAAACGUACAAACCCCAACAAUGGAUACCCUAAACGAAGAAUUCCUUUGUUACUGUUCGAGCAAAUCGAAUCCCCAGCUCAAGGUCAGAAUACAGAACUGGUUAUUUAAAAGAACGCCGACCACGCUCGAAAGAGGGCAACAAAAGGGGGGAAGGAGAAUGUCGACAGGGGCCAAAUGUGGAAGCACUUGCGAGGAGGGCGUGGAGAAUUCCAGGCGUCGACCAGCUUGGAUAAACAGUGAUUCUGGACAGUGUCAUCCAGAAACAAAUCUAAAUGUGGGUGACAAAGUUCUAAGCCAGUUUUAUUUCAAGAAUAAGUACCAACGGUUACAUAAAUAUUGGCAUAUGGAUAGCCAGGAAGUAACGGUGGAAAGGGAAAUUUAAACGAUUUCUUGGAAUUGCUGGAUACCAUUCUAGUAGUAUACGCACUCACUAUAAGGCCAGACACGCGUUUUUCGCCGAUAUUCUGCCGCUGUAUGACACAGCUGCUAAGGAUUCGACUCUUCAGCGGGUCCCCAGCAUUUCAGUAUAAUUCAGUAUAUAUGAGGGAUAGAGGCAGAGCCUUGGAAAACCCUAUUUACAGAUAGACGUAUGAAAAAAACAUGCAGAUAUUUACAUAGCAGUUAUACCAGUAAUUGAUAUCAUGUAAAUGUUUGACCAUCAAGCAUAAGUUUGUCUAGUCUUCUUUUGAAGGUCUCGACGUUUUCCGCUAAGACAACGGAGUUCGGCAAUUUGUUCCAUCCCUCAACCAGCCGGUGAGAGAAGAAUUUGGCCCGCAAAUCGAGUCUGGCAUGUUUCAUCUUCAAUUUGUAUGCGUGCUCUCGGAGAUUUGUCGUCCGCGCCAGUUCGAAGAAGUCGUCAAACUGAAGAGCACAGUCUAGCCCUCGGACGAUCCUGAAGGCCAUGAUCAUGUCCCCUCUGUACUGUCUAUAAGAGAGAGGAAAUAUUUUUAGCUUCUCCAGCCGUCUCUCAUAAGGUAAGGUACUUAAUCCGCCGACUAGCCUGGUCGCUCUACGUUGUACGUUCUCCAGUAGGGUGUAAUCUUUUUUCGUCCAGGGACACCAUGCCUGGACACAAUAUUCCAACAUUGGUCGAACGUAUGCGCCAAAUACACGGCCGAAAAGUUCUUCAUCAAAAUUGACGAAAGAUCUUCUAAUCGCGCCUAAACUACCCAUAGCUUUCUUUGAUACCUUAGCGCAAUGAGAUGAUGGUUUGAGAGUUGACGUCAUCCACACACCGAGGUCUUUUAACUCGUUGACUGAUUCGAGUUGGUGACCUCCUAUAAAGUAUUGAGAUUCAAAUCUCAACAGCCUCCUGUUGCUCGAACGUAAUCGGAUAAGUUGGCAUUUGUUACGAUUGAGGAUAAGACACCACUCAUCACACCAUUUUUGCAAGCGAUUUAAAUUGUCUUGUAAUUGUACAGAAUCUUCCGGCUUCUCUAUUGAUUGCCACAAUUUGAGAUCGUCGGCAAACAUAACUCGCUCGCAGUUCAGACAGUCCAGGCAGUCGUUCACAUAUAUAAGGAACAGAAUUGGACCCAGAACGCUUCCCUGCGGAACGCCACUGUGCACGGAUGCCCAUUCCGAUUUAGCGUUCCCGAUACACACACGCUGAGAUCUGCCCGUAAGAAAAUCGGCUAGCCAUUUCAGAAGAUUUCCGUUCACACCCACUUGACGUAGUUUACAUAUAAGUCGUCUGAGUGGAACACUGUCAAAAGCCUUUUUGAAGUCGAUGUACACGGCGUCGACUGAUAAGCCCAUGUCAAUUGAUUUCGUCCAGCUUUCCAUGGAUACUAGGAGGUUGGUGAGACAAGAUCGACCGCUUCGGAAUCCAUGCUGAUGUAGACUGAGCAAGUUGUUUUCUUCGAGGUGCCGCAUCAGCUCCGUUUUUAUUACUCUUUCCAUCAACUUGCAACAGAUGCUAGUGAGACUCACUGGUCUGAAACUAUUUGGGGCUGUUCUCUCGCCACCUUUAUAAAUGGGGCUUAUGUUUGCUUUCUUCCAGUCGGUAGGCAAAGCCCCGGUCUCCAUCGAUGUUUUGAAGAUCUUGGAUAACGGAGAGGCCAGUUGGUCUGAGAGCUCAUUCAGAACUUUCGCGAACACGCCGUCCGGACCAGGGGAUUUAGUGGGCUGUAGUUGCCUCAAAGUUUUCCUUACCGUGUCUGUUGUGAAGUCCACCGUGCUAAUUGUACUGUUGGAUUUGACAUUUGGGGGGUAAACUCUUUCAUCAAACGCCGGCUCCUCGGUGUACACAGACGUGAAGAAGUCGGAUAACAGAUUCGCCUUAUCUGAGUUGUCAGACAACGUAUUUCCCUGGCGAUCUUUUAGGCAGGGAAUGCAGUCCCGGUUGCGUUUUGCUUUAUUCACGUAUCCAAAGAAUUUUUUUGAAUUUUGCGGGAUAUUUUUUAAAAGUGUUGACUCAAAUUGUGCCCGUUGUCUCCCGCUUUCAUGGUACGGUUUUCCGACGUCGGAAUAUUAUGAGAGCCUGAACAGUCAUAAGCUUGUUGGAAGCUAGCAUAGAUAGGGGAGUCUAUGAAGAAGGUUUAGGUUAAUAGGGACAGGCAUACAGCUGAACAAUUAAGUGACCAGAAGCGUGUAGUGGGGUGUGAAUUAAAGAUAUUGGAGAUAUUAGGCGGACAAAUAUUGACAGGAUGAAUUUUAGAUACAUGUAGGGUACCAGAAUUAUUUAAGAAAAGAAUUAUUAGAGUCUAACUGGGCCCGUUAGGCCUGUAGGCGAGUCUGGCUCCCAAGACUUUAUAAAUCGAAAACGAUGUCAUAGGACUGUUAAUAUGCUGUAUGUCAUUCCAGAAAAAGAUGUACUCUAAUACAUUAUCAACUUGUAAUUUUUCUCCACACAGAAUGCAUUCUACAUUGUAAUGGUGAUCAAUGCUGCAAACGCCCGAAUAACUCUGCAUUCACAGUCAACUUCGAAGAAUGCGGCAAGAAAUUAAAUGUUGUCCUUACAACUCAAAUGAAUUUCUUUCAAGCAGACUAAAGAUUUUGCGGUGGUGGUUUCGAAUCCUCCAGGCUCCCACUCCGUUCAUUUAAAGGUUUUUAAAACAUCAGACUUGAUUUCACAUGGAAGAUCAGUACAACAAGGCGAACGCCGUUCUAAGCUCUCAGUGAUACUGGCCAUUUCAAACUUGUACCACAGAUCCCGCAUCCAAAUCGUCGUUCAAGUCUCCAAAUCCGAGUCCUUUUUGCGGAAUUGCCAUAUUCCCUUUGCAACAGUUUCACUACAGAAAAUGGUCUAAUAACCUCCCUUACUCUAUCGUGUUGUUCACGCCCUAUCGGUUUUGAUUUUCCCCUGCGAUUACAUAGAAGAAUUUUAGUCCUUAAUAUCAGCCACCCCUUCAAAGAUUCCGGGUUGCGAAUGCGUGGCAAACCAACUGCUAUCUUCUUAUAAAUGUCGUACGAAUUAAUUAUGAAAGUUCUUCUGUUGGAUAUUCUAACAAUUUACGAGACCAAAGUUGUUUUCGCAGCUUUUCUAAAAUGUGUUAUAAUUUGCUCAGCCAUACCAACUGAUACUAACCUUGACGCCCCGCAAGGUUAACAGUCCCCACUUGGGCACGCAUCCAAAAACGGACGGGUUAAACGAAUCUGUCUGGUUUCAGUGUUAUAUCGGAAGAAAACGCAGUAUAAUCCAAAUUCAUCAACAAUAUUAAAAGAAAGAGUUUGAAAAGUGGUACUUUCCUACUUAGUUGUUUAACGACCUGUGAUUUUUUUGCAAAUUUAUUCCUCUAAGCCGGCCACUUUGGCUCGCUAUUUUAGCGCCUGGGCUUUCCCAGGCUGGUGCCGUUCAUAAAUAUUGAUACUUCGCUUUGGAUAAUCUUAACGAAUUCGCUCGGACGUGCUUAUUAAAAAUUCUAACUGACUUAACAUUUAAAAAAUAACGUAAAAUAUAUGAAAACAAAUGGCUUAGGCAAGUUGGCUACUUAUCCUGGCAUCCCGCAUUUGUAGACAUCAUGUUGGGCGGGAUACCACCAGCAUAUUCUCUGCAGAUGCACAUGUUAUUACAGCUUUCCUCGUCAAGAUACAAAGCCUGGAUAGUGUCAGACUACACAUAAACGAGCCACAUAUACAAUUUAUGAAGCUUAACUUAAAUGAUCAAUUUUUUUAAUAGGGGCGACAGCAAAGGGCCUAAAAUUGCCUUAAGUAGCCGAGUUUGUAUUUGCCCACGGUUUCACUAGACGUACUACUAGCUAGGAUAUACCUAACCAUGAUUAGGUAGGAUAGUCAAUCAGUAUGGCCUUUCUGUUUCUUUAACUCCAAAAGUUUCGAUACAGCUUAUUUUGCACGUGUUCGUGUGGACCCCUGUUUUGGAAAUGCAUAUGCAUGCAUUGCCUUUCGAUGUAAAGAAGCUAAUUCUUACUCCACGUCAAACGAAAACUGUGCUCUCAUAAUUUCAUUCGUCUUGCCCUUGGCCAUUUAAAUAGUUAAAUACUAGAGUUAACGUUUUAGUUUUCUGCGUUAUUGGCAAUACCAAAAACAAACAGAAUAGUUUAAAUAUGAUUUCGGAUCCCAUAAACAUUUAAAAGUUUUCCGAAUACCUAUACAAUUUUAAUGUCCGACACGACAUUGGAUUGAUGUACGCACAGCGGUAUGCGCGCUUUUUUAAAAAACCUUACUCAGUUAGAUCGAGCAUCCUCGCACGCGUAUACCUCAUUUUCUAAUGUAGAUAAUAAGUCCGCACCGUUUUUAUACGGAGGUUAAGUCAUUUAUUUAGGCUACCUUAUAAGAAACAUGGUCCUUUGAUUGACAAUAUAUUUAAACUUAACUUGAGUUGUCACAAGGCUUUUACCAAAAUUAUGCCUUAUUUUUGACAACGAAGGACUGUGUAGAAUGACUUAUUAAACGGACUUUAGGGAUUUAUAGAUAUUUUGAAUUCUAUUUGGAUUUUCUGUUUUCGUUUCGAUGUCCCAAAUUGUAUGAUUUUGCUUUUUUCAACUAUGCUGCAUAUUUUGAUCAAACACGCAUAGAAGUAUCGCCUUAUGUUCAUAAAGUCAAUGGGCAUUUUGUUAUAUACUUUGAAGUUGUAUUUGUAAACCAGUAAAUCUAAAAAAACACGAAUGACCUCAUUUUUUUCUAAAAAAUUACAAUACUUCCAUGUGUUUCGAAAUUAGGCUGCCCCUUCCUCAUGUAUAUUAGCCAAAAUGACGCACAUUAUGCGCAACAUUGGUAUAAGACACACACUUUGUUUUCCCAGUGCAGAUAGGAUUUAUUAUUUUAAAAACGUCAACAGUAAGUGCAAAAGUAAACACCUGUCGCGCAUCGGUCUUAUUUGCAGAAUUUAUGCUGUUGACAAAAAAGGGUUCCAGAAAGAGAUUCAGUCAACUACCGUGGAUGAAGUAAUUUAUGAUAAGGUCUUAACUUCUGUGAUAAUACAAGGAAUAAGUACCGACGCCUGUGACUGACAAAACCUACUGCUAGCUACUACAAAACAUUCGUAAAACAAUAAAAUUAAUGGUGUUUCACAUAUAAAAACAGAAUAUUCUUGCUACUCACGUUGUUAAAGUAAGUAAGUUUAAUGCAGUAAAAUACUUUUAAGAGGUUAUCUUUAAAUGAAAGUCUAUUCCUUAUGCAUACGUUUAUUUUAUAACCCUACAUUAGGGUCUUUCUCUUGAACUGUUUUGAUUGCCUAAAAGUUUUCAUCUUAUGGACUCUUUGGUAGAAUGACAUUAGUUCCUUUAAUGUGGCUACGCACCAAGCACAUAGGAUGUUCUUGCGGACGCUGAAGCACCUGGCUCAAGCAACACAAUUUACUUAGGUCCACUCCAUGCUUGUAAGGCUCAGCAAUGCAGUAUACCCCAAAAUACACGCAGUUCUAUAUUUGGAAAACCGCACAGUUCAGCCCUAAUCUCACUGGGUUUCGCUUGAUGGAGUGAUUUCGGAAAACACUUUAAGAUUCAUGACAAUGUAAUGGAUAAAUCUUGUGAAAUCUUUCAGAAAAAGAAUACGUCCGAACUUUGCGGAACUGAUGCAGCGUUACGGAAAACGCAUCCUUAGUUUGGCCGAGACCUUUAACUUCCCCGUAAGUUAUAUUAUGUAUGCCGAUACUUAUAGGAUAACAGGAUGCCUGUCAAGUCGACAUACCGAUUUUUUCCGCAUCACCUCCUGCUAUUUAUGCGGCCGACUUCAAACCACAGGCCACAUACAUCUUUGAUAUUGAGUUUCGCAACCAGGAUAAAGUAAGCCUAUCAUUUAUGACUAUAGUGCUCCAUUUAGAUACCGCGAUCCCUUAGAGUUGCAGAAAAUGAUUCCGCCUAUUUUAAAAUAAUUGGUCAAGCACUUAGUUGCUCGAAAAUCGCCACCGGCCUCUCCGUUCAUGUUCGCGUCCAAUUCAACCCCGAAGAACUCAGGGACUACACACAUGAGUUAGUCUGCACAACGGACCGUGAGGUCUUCUCGAUUCCAAUCUAUUGCAUUGGUAGACGCUCUUAUCUUGAGGGUCCAAAGAGCGUCACUUUUGUUAACUGUCCAGUAAAGCAGACCUUGGAAAAAGCAAUCAGCUUGCGAAAUACUGGAGAAAGUGCCUUUGAAUUUGUCGCACACACUUCUGGGUAACUUUUGGAGCAAGUUUAUUCAACCACUUCUUUUAGCUCUUUGUCUGCUUAUCCGCAGAAGGGAGUAAUCGAAGCCGGAAGCAUAUUUCAACUACUUUUACAAUUCAAACCCAAAAUAAUUGGAGUUCAAUGCGAAAGUAUAUUCUUCGAAGUUGAAAGAGGUAUAUUGGCUCGAAGGUUUUCUUGAUAAUGAUUUAUUAUUUUGUUUUUAUUAGGUGAUGGGCUCUGCAUGCAGGCUAGUACCGAAGCGUUUGAAGUUCCUGUCACUCUGUCUGAUUCUGAACCAACCAAAAUGCAGACGCUCAUUGGUACCAAGUGUUCGAGGAGUGUGUUCAUCGAAAAUCGAAGUGAAUACUCUCUGAAAUUUAAAUGGAUCUUCGGACAGCCUCAUAAACCUGACAAAUCUACUCGAUCCCCAGAUCUUUCAGCCGGAAAUUAUGAGUGUAUGAAUACGGAAGUGCGCACUCAUGAUGGUGACGAAAUUAACGCAGUGAGUUCCCCCCUGUUACUUAGUUUGUUUUAUAAACUGAAAUCCAAAAGUUAAGCCGUCAUCCGCCGAACAACCUCAGUUGCUUGCAAUAUACAUACUGAGGUCAAGUCGUUUUUCUAUAUUAGUUAGGUCCAUUUUUCAUAUUUUUCUUAAAACUUGGAUACUAUUCCGUUGUUCUUGAUCUACCAGUAGAAUAGGACGUUUUAGAAUUUCAAAUACAAUUCAUUCGGGCUGUCUCAGUAAAUCAAAGUGCUUGCAGAAUUGAGCGCAGAAAAUUUGCAAACGCUACUAAGCACCCCGUCUUAGUAAGCUCGAAAAAAUUGUUAAACAGGUCAUCCAAAAAGUUGCGUCGUUCCGCAACAAAGUCCCACAUUCAGGUGGACCGCGAAAUUGGACGAAACCAGAUGCAUGAGAGGUGUCGGUUACGCUCCCAGUACGUCAUUUGGCAGCGAGGCGCUCCCUUUCCUAUACCAAACAGGCAAUACAACUAAACUCCCCAGAAGUUAAUUCAGUCUAUCCUGGACAAAUUAUGGAGUUGGGUGCCAUUGUCUUACCUCCGCAGUCUUCGUCACUAUGUAAAAACGCUGCACUAUGGGGGGAAGUGGAGUGGGAAAAACGCUCCUUCGGCAGCAACGGAGACUGUUCUAAACAGACAUGACGAGAAUAGUGCCCACUUCAAGGAACUAAGGAAGAAGACCGUGACUGUGUCAAAGUGGAUGUAAAUCGCUCUUAGCAAUUUCGGAGCCUUCGCUUGUCCAUAUCUAGUGUACAUAUAGUUGCCCCACAAAGCAUAGCGAGAGAGGCCUAACCAAAUCCUAGAAGGAGCUCAGUUAACUAACGCGAAGUCAGUGUAUAUAAUAAAGUCCUUCAAAUAGACAGAUUGCUUGCGUUUUCAAGCUCUUUCCCCUUCUACCAGGGACAGAGGAGGCUGAAGGGGUUUGACUGUGGUAUUCAUCAUAGGCAAUUUUUCCAGCGUUCCUCAGGACCGGACCUCCCUCGAUACGGUCGAAGACUAGGGAACGUGACACCUAGGGGCCUAGGCGGCCGACGCAUCUAGUAAACGCCGUGACAAUCACAACUUUAAGAAGUAUAGAAGGCUUCACGGUGACCUAGAUCAGACCUGAUUCUCCAUGGAUUCUCAGACAGUGCUAUUUUAGUGUUCUGGACACGUUACUUAUUUUAUUUUAGUAGCAUUGACAAUUUACUACUUGAAUUGCAUGCACGACACGUCUGCUUCCCCACCCAUUAAUUUAAAAAAAACUGUUCUUCUGGUGAAAAAUCGGGAAUUUUGAGAGACACUGUAGAGAGCAACAGGCUGAGAUUCAAAAUAUAGUUAUUUGUGCGUAGUUGCUGAGACAUAAGAGUAUCUGCCUAGAUACCUGCGAUAUUGGAAAUACAGCCCUAAAUGUACGUAUUUAGUGAUUUGAUAAAGCCCACUCUUCGAAGUCAGUGGUGUUUACGCCUUAUUUUAAAAAGUUGUGAUUUACUCUCAAGGGUAUGCAAGUCUCGGAUUGGCUUUGUUCGACACCUCCACAACAACCCCAGUGUCAAAGCGAAUAAGCCAACAUCUAAAUCACAAACCAUCAAUGUCUCGAUAAAAAAAAUCUACGUCUGCCCGACUUCGACCGCGCAUUCUGCUUACGGUUCGUCCUUUACAGGCUUGUUGUUAGUCUUCGCCACAGAGACACAAUCAGAGCACUGGAAAUAAUAACUGAUAUAGUAUUACUUUUCCCGAUGUGACCUUAUAUUACUUUCGCGUACUGUCCUGACGGGAAACCGUCAGUUCCAUCGCAGUACAGAUGUAGGACCAAUGUCUGGAACCCCAGUUAACACCCAUCGCAUAACCUGUCAGUUCUGACCCUGAAAAGCUAGCUACCAUAGGGUUCCUUUAGUUCAAAUGUGCACACACAAGACGGAUACCGAAACUCUCCCAGUCACUUAUGCAUUAAUCCUAUUACAAAGUUUGCCGAAAUCGUAAUUACGGGCAUUUCAUCGUGUGCGUAUGCGUGUGGCAGCAGAUGUUGACAUUGAUCAUCCGCCUUCUCGUUAUAAAACAAUGUAGAACAGAAAGGUCUCAGACUCGAUUUCAGUUGUAGAAGUUUCCACAAUACGGUGAACCUAGAUUUAUGACUAGACUGACCUCGUCGUUUCAGGAGAUGGGGAGACAAGUAAAAUUCCGUUACAUUUUCAAGACGCCACUGAUGUCCAUCCCUAAAGUUAAGGGUGGAAUGGUUAGGUCUGUGUCAGUCCGUAAAAAGCGUCCAUUCUUAGUAUCGCUUGGAAAGUCCUUGUCAGUCUUCUUUUCUAUCACACACAUUUACACCCUAAACAAGGAGUUUUCUCGUGCCCCAAUUUGCACCACGGAGCAGACAUGGUCCUCUUUGCCAGGCAACUAUGGAAGAACUGCCAGAAAAUGAGGAUCGGUCCCUGCGCAAUCUUCGCGAAUCUCACCAAGGUCUUCGGCACAAUGGAUCGAGUAAGCUAUUUUAAAGUAAUUAGGGAAUCCGGCAGUGUCCAACGUUUUGCUCUGGUGAUCAGACAGCUUCGUGACACUGCGAUAGGAUGCGACACGGAAGUGGAUCGGCAUCAAAGGUCUUCGCGAUGUCACAUGAAGUGAAGCAGGACUGCGCUAUCACCUUAACUGCCUUCAGUCUUAUUUUCUCAAGAGUGCUAACGGAGGCCCAUCCGGACACAAAGGAAACUAUCCGACAUCCGUCUUAUGCAGCUUGGCACACACCCCCAGAACCCAGAAUGCAUGGCCUACUCCUCCUCACUGACGACUUUGCAUUUAAUAUUCCAGCAGAAACGGAUUUUCGGUAAAUUAUGCACCUUUUCGCCUCAGCAUGCGCCAACCUCCCCACUAUUCAGAAAGCAAAAAAAUAAUUGCCACAACAAGAAUUUUAUUCAACCGACGCUUCCGACCCUCUCGGAGCCAUCUUCAGGAACGUAGACGAGCAGGCAGGAAGUGUGCGGGAUGGUGCAGCAUCUAGAGCACGUAAAUGUUAUGCAACUAUACAUCCAAUAAAGUCGGCAGUUUUGACUGUCAUCGCAGACGUCCGCAGUUGAUGCGAUAACGGCCUAGUCGCUCGUAUCUUCGUCGGUAAUUGCUACAAUUUCCUCGCCGGCUUUGGUAAGAGUUGCUGGCUAAUUUGGUUCACCCAUACUGGCACGGGAAGCAGGGGUUUCCUACGCCUUCGGAGCGUUAAUAAUUCAUCUGGCCGAGCAAAUCCUUGGCAUAAAACAAAGAGUUCGGGCACCAUUCUGCUUGUCGAUGGAUUCAAACAGUUCGCAACUAAUGCGGCUGUCAUUUACCUCGAAGAUUUCGGCUUUAUCGAACUUAGCAUGAUGGUGUCCUGUCGAAUGAGCCACUAGACAUUUGGUGUCAUUCCUCUUUACCGCUGAUGCAUAUUUAGCCAUUCGAGUCAGGGGUCAUUAGUUUGCUUCUUCAGCUAAGUUGCUUUGUUUUAUAUGGUGCGGUUUAAAUACCUCCUAUACCUAUCGCACUCCCAAGUCCCCCGUUACCUUACUCAGUUACUGUCUCUUAAGACAGGUUCGAAAAAGUUUCUGAGACAUCGGAGAAUGGGAUUAUUGUUGCCCUGAUCAAGUCUUAUCCCUGUUUACUACCUUCUGGAUCUCGUCUUCCGGCUUGCAUCUACAGUAGAGAAAAUAGUUGUCAUAGACAACCGGCGCCCACUGUCGAACACAUUGAACCAUCGCUUAGCACAGGCAGACCACUCCUCUUACUUUCGAGACACCACCUCCAGACCGUCAGCAUCCACGGCAAAUUGCAACCGGAAUCUCCGAAGCCACUUAUGCUGUCCGCUGAUCCCGAGUCAUCAAGACGUCUCCUCCUGCGUGAAGCUCAGGGCGUACAGGGCAGCUAUUCUGUCAACAUCCCAUCACUCCGUUGAGAAGUGGACGCUAUUGGCAUAUUGAACACUCACGUCACGUUUAAGUAGAUACAAGCGCGAUAGAUGCCUGACGAAUGCUUGUUUAAGCAAUUAUUUUAUGGUGAGGCUGUUACGAUCACUCACAAUCAGAGUAAAUAAUAAAGAGGUUGAAAGGACACAUUGAGGGUUUCCCUAGAGCGUCUUCAAAUUAACUUAAAGACAAAGGAAUCGCACAUACAGGAGCUGCACGUAUUCUGUACGGUCGUAAAAAUGAAGCAGCAAUCUUCGAACCUACGAGAAUAGAUAAAGUCAGGGUUAAAAUGAUGUGCUCGCCAAAUAGAAUGCUACUGACCAGAGCCACAAAUGCCGCCAUCAGGACGUCUGCACUGUCAACAUCAGUUCAGGGUUCAGGCUAGUUUUAAUGAACUCCCUAGGGUUCACUGUAGUGUCAACGCGACUAACUCACCGUCUACACAAUAAAACAUACCGAAACUACCCCAUCUGCCCUCCCUGUUGCAGCAUAUUCUAGUUCUGGUUCACCAUGAUCGAACAUAUUUGUAAACACGUCAGUAUAAACAUCUUUAUGACAGAGAGGAGUCAUUAGCAGCAUACCAAGGAUACCUAUUUUCCCCCGGUUCCAUCGCAUAUUUCACCCAUGCGUUCGUCGCAGCAUAACUGGAAAAUAAUGGUCAGGAUUCCCAACCAACACCCGUCACACCGGCCUUCACCAACCUGCCCCUGCGCGCACAAUCACUUACUGCAUUAGUAGAAUCUGUCCUAUAAGGUGUAUAUAACAAUCACGAAAAUAUCACUCAUAUUCGUGCUCAAACUCUUCCCACUCAUUCAGUCAUCGCAUGCUCCCUUCCAAUUGUGUGUUCACAAAGAAAACCCACGCAUCACGCAUGAGUAAAUUCCACCCCUAAAAUCGUCAACAUCGGCAAUGACUAGCGGACUUUUGUAAGCCUGACUGUGUUCCGUAGACGCUAGACUGAGGCCCACGCGAGGUCAGUUGUUGUUGAAAAGUCUCGUACAGGCCAUUGGAGCGCGAAGUGGGGAAGAGAUAUUGAAGUCAACACUGAGAUGCCCUUUCUCGUGGUAGUUCAGCGCACCUUUCCCUCAACUAGACCUGUGUGCAUAAAUCUACCCCAAAACGUUGGAAGUCUGCCGACUGCCUGGGACACCUGCGUCUCUUUUAGCGAUAGAGAGGGAGGGAAGAGAGAGUGAGUCAGACUGCAGUGACUUCUUCUUAAUGUGGUCUAUAUGACACAUUUUACUUACAAAGGAAGGCGAAAUUUGGAGUUCCAGGUGUAUGAAGAAGUGAAGAAGAAGAAGAGGCGAGCACCUGAACACUGUGUUUAUUGUUCUGAGCUUUCAGACUCGUAAAAGAGUCCAUCGUCAGAGGGAGCAGCAGCAGCAGCAGCAGCAGCAGAACAAGCUACAGCUAUAAGGCAUGCAGGCCAAUCAUCGACCGACGGCGCAAGACAGGAGGUGACUACGCAGGGCUCUGUACGCCGGCGCCAGAUCGAUAAAUCGAUUGACCGAGUUCUCAUCCGAGGCCCAGGCUUCAAUCAAUUCUCGGCCUGUUUUUUCUCCGGCGUGGGCGACUAUUUUGGUGGCUGCGAAGUCAAACUCGUGACCCAUUUCAUAGGUGUGAGCGGCCACUUGUGAUAAUGCGUCGCCUCGUCGCACAGCCAGCUUAUGUUCGUGUAUGCGCGAUCCGAGCAUGUUCCAGUCUGUUCUGUGUAGUUACAAGGACACUCAACUCUCACCUGUGGCUCCACGUAGCUGGGCUCUGCUCAGCGGCCACACCCCGGGCAACCGUCUCGACCGGCGGGCUAAACCAGGUGAGGGCGGUUACUCCCUGUGCGCGUUGUGCCGCGUGCACAGGUGACUGCGGACUCCGUGGACGGUUGGUCGGAUGGAACACCGCGUCGGCGCCGUCGUGACGAGGCUCUGUCUGACACACCGCUGGUCAGCCGGUUGGUGGUGAAACGUCGCAUCGACAUCGUCUAGACGAGGCUCCGCCUGGUACGCCGUUGAUCAGCCGGUGGGAUGGAUCUCCGAAUUGGCACCGUCGACACGCGCCCAUCUGGUGCACCGUAGGAGACCGCAGGCUUGCGGCAAUGCCGUAAGCCAUUGGCAAAUUCGAGUCGUUCUUCCACUGCCAAAAAAACUCGUGGCCCACAGUGGAGUUCGGCCGCGCCGGCAUAUCAAGCAGCCCUUAUUCAGGGGUCAGGGCACUGCUUCCUUCGGGGGGGCCUGGAAAAGCUGGCCUAAAAAUUGCUGGGGAACCACGUCGUCUGCUGGCGCACCGUGGUCGCAGACGCAAAACUCACGGUCGAAACAAUCAAACUCGAAACAACAACAACAACCAUAUUCAUUCUCCUCAUCCUACCUCUUCUACCUCUACCUCCGUCUAUUCUUCUGCCUAUUCUUCUCCUUCGUCAUCUUCUUCUCCACCUCCUUCCCAUCGCCCCACUCGUUUUCCCCAGACUGACAGGGUGAGCCCGCUCACUCUGGCAGCCUGGAAUGUUCGUUCCCUUUUAGACAAUCCGAAGAGCAACCGACCGGAACGGAGGACGGCGCUAGUGGCACGAGAACUGGCGCGCUACAAGGUGGACAUCGCCGUACUCAGCGAGACCCGAUUCUCCGAACAAGGCCAACUGGAGGAGGUGGGUGCCGGUUAUACCUUCUUCUGGAGUGGCCGACCCAGGGCAGAGCGACGAGACGCGGGCGUCGCCUUCGCCAUCCGGACCGACAUCGUGGGACGACUGCCCUGUUUGCCGCAGGGCAUCAACGAUCGCCUGAUGAGCCUCCGCCUGCCUCUCUGGGGAGGCAAAUUCGCCACCAUCAUCAGCGCUUACGCUCCGACGACGACCAACCCCGACGCCGUCAGAGACAAAUUCUACGAGGACCUGCACGCCCUCUUGGCGACUGUGUCGAAGGCGGACAAGUUGAUUGUCCUUGGUGACUUCAACGCCCGCGUCGACACAGACCAUACUGCCUGGAGAGGAGUGCUGGGUCCCCACGGUCUCCGCGGCUCCAACGACAACGGCCUGCUUCUCCUCCGCACCUGCGCAGAACACCGUCUCACCCUGACGAAUACCUUCUUCUGUCUGCCGGUGCGAGAGAAGGC